Molecule: messenger RNA, 1110 nt
Organism: Theileria orientalis strain Shintoku
Lineage: Eukaryota; Apicomplexa; Aconoidasida; Piroplasmida; Theileriidae
Product: eukaryotic translation initiation factor 3
Exons: 1
Coding region: 1-1110 (369 amino acids)
Cellular component (GO): cytoplasm; eukaryotic translation initiation factor 3 complex; cytosol
Molecular function (GO): protein binding; metallopeptidase activity; translation initiation factor activity
Source: RefSeq, a predicted model, not a curated record
AUGGAAUUUCUGCCAAAUAAAACACACAGAGGACUGCCCAGUAGGACAGUGAGCCACUCUGACCACUCGAACAACUUAAACCCGAAGAACGUGACGACAAGGAAGCAAACCUAUGUGGAAAUAGACAGCCUGGCCCUGAUAAAGGCGAUAAAACACUGCAAAGAUAACUACCCGGUGCCGGUUAACGGGCAGCUUUUGGGCCUGGACUUCGGAGAUAAGCUGGAAGUGACGAACUGCUUCCCGUACCCGCAAAAGAGAGACAUCUACAACUCGAUCAUCAAGGACAAGAGCGCAAAUAUGCUGUCGGAAAACGAAAUAGAGGAGAGAGCAGACGACGAGUUUGUGAAGUACCAGGACAAGAUGAUAGACCUGGUCAACGACAUCAAAGUGGACUGCUUCGCAAUAGGAUGGUACCAGACAAUCAACUUCGGAGACCUGCAGUCGAAGGAAGCAAUCGACAACCUGGUGACAUACCAGGAGUCAGUGGACAAGGCGAUCAUGCUAGCCUUCGAUCCAGUGACGACCUCAGGAGAAGUCUCGUUCAAGGCGUACAGAGCCUCAGACCAGCUGCUGGCAGUGUACCACACGGAGGACCCUGACGUGAGAAAGUUCAACGCGCUGAAGGGAACUGAGAUCCUGGAGGAGGUGCCGAUCGUGAUCAAGAACUCGAUACUCUCAGAAGUGUUCCUGACGCAGUACUUCGCAGACAGCCUGGUACAGAACACGUACGUGUUCGACGUUCUGGACGCAUCGCACAACAACUACCUGGAAAAAAACCUCGAGUUCCUGUCGCAGUCACUGGAGGCGCUGUGCGACAACCAGGAGAAGUUCAUCAGGUACCAGAGGGACUACACGAAGCUGGUGCAGCAGCAGAAGCAGCUGCUGGAGAGGAGGAGGCUGGAGAACGAGCAGUGCAAGCUCAAGGGCGAGCCGCUGCUGCCGAUGCCGGAGUUCGACAACAGCCUGCUGAAGAAAAUCGAGGCGCCCUCGCAGCUCUCCACGAUAAUAAUGAGCAACGAGUGCACGACGCACACGAAGGACGUGAAUUCUCUGUGCUUCGACAACAUCGCCAAAAUGUUCCUCCUGUACAAUAGACUCCAGGAUAAGUGA